This is a messenger RNA of Culex quinquefasciatus (southern house mosquito), 4344 nucleotides long. RefSeq lists its product as uncharacterized. Lineage: Eukaryota; Metazoa; Arthropoda; Insecta; Diptera; Culicidae. Bases 628 to 1911 code for a protein of 427 amino acids. Gene Ontology annotation, cellular component: chitin-based extracellular matrix. The record is from RefSeq and is a predicted model, not a curated record. The transcript has 4 exons. Gene Ontology annotation, molecular function: structural constituent of chitin-based larval cuticle.
GGCACUUUGGCCAGCAGUCGAACCAAACGUAUUCAUCGGGGGGUUCACGAUCCUUGGCUAAGGCAAAUGCCCCGGGAAAUUCUGGUUCAGGGAAAUCUGCGCGCGAGUAUUCGAGCUGUGUGACUUUCGGAAUAGUUGGGAAAUUUGAAUUUUGUUAAGAAAAAUUAUUAUUUAUUCUAAUUGAAAAUUAUUUGGUGUACAAAUAUGACUAGUUGAAUAAAGUGAUGUAACGCAUUAAUAACAGGAAAUCGAUGGUCUCAAGCCCAGAUGACGUGCACGUGCCUUGUAAUUUAUGCACCUGUGAAUAAUUACCCGAAAAAGAAAAGUGAUCAUAAGUGUAUCGAACCACUGCCGGCGCCACAUCGCCGUCUGGAUCAAAUCGACUGUGAAGAGGCAAAUUUCCUUGAAGUUCCGUUCCUUUCUCUGGGGCUUGUUCAAACAACACCCCCGUUGGACGUCGUCGCCCCGUCAGUUUUUAAUCAAAUUGGAAGCACACUGUAGCAGCAGAAAAAGGCAGCGAGUGCAACAUUUUCCGACCAGUUUUUCCUCAAAAAGGGACCUGCAAAAGCUUAGUUGUUGCUUGAAUCAAAAGUGUAGUUACACCCGCCAACCGGGCCCUCAAAAAAAAUGGGAAGCAUUUUCAUACUGCUGUUUGGCUUCUACCUGCUGUACCUGGAGAAGGUCAACGCAUCCUGGGGCUCACCGGACAGCAACCAGUACCACAUUCAAACUGACGAGGGUCCCGAGCGAUACUUUCGGUACCAAACUGACAACGGGCAGUUUCGGAAGGAGAAACGACUCCAGGAUGGCACAGUGAUUGGGACCGAUGCGUGGAUUGAUGCCUCCGGGUAUCUCCGACAGAAGGACUACAUCGCCGACGAUAAGGGCUAUCGGAUACUGAAGUCCAAGACGGUGUUCGUUGGAACGGAUUUGCCGAUUCAGGACGCCAUCAAGUCCGUCAAGAAUCGGCCCGCCGACUCGGGUGUUCUAGUAUCACACCAGGGUCCAGCGUACGUUCCGCCACCGCGACCUGUAGCCGUGGUGCCUACCACUCCGGCACCGAUCGCUCCGGUGACCCCUUCGGACAUCAAGUCCGUCUUCAUUCGGCCCCACUCACAGCCGGUCAACACCAACUACCUGCCGGCAAAUAUAGAUCAAUAUUUACCGCCCAGCAGGCACUUCCCUUCGAGCACUCCACGACCUAUCUACGUUUCCCAGAGCACGACUUCCGGAUAUUCUCCGCUAGCCGGAAACGACCUGUCCUCGACACCGAUCGCCUUGUACGCACCCAGUUCGACGCCUUCUCCGUUGGCAGAUCGUUCCGAGGCACAUUUGCCACCGUUGGUGAUUUAUAAUAGUGACGAUUCGACGAAACGACCGAACGAAUACCACCACCAGCUGGACAAUGAUCUACUACCUCCCAAGCAGCAGCAGAUCUUCCAGGUGAUUCCACCGAGGAGACGUUUCCAACAGGAACGUAGACGACCCACAUAUGUGGAUCCCAUAACGAUCACUUCGGCGGCUCCGUUCAUCGAACAGGCAACUCCUGCUCCGAAACCCUUGAUUCUGCCCUUCUACGACAACAACUUGGAUCAACAGCCUAGCUUUAACCGCGACCUGCUGGAACCUCCCCCGAACUACGGCCAGUACCCGGCAGUCCGCCGAAAUGAUCAACCCUACGACGGAGUGUCGGUGACCAACAACGGAUUCCGGUACUACCUGCCACGGCAGUACCACGAGGAGGCAAACUCCGGCAGUGCGACCCGCGAGGGCAGCUUCGGCUACAUCGAUCCGUUCGGCAUUCGGCGGGUCGUGUACUACAACACCGGACCGGGCAAGGGUUUCGUCCACCGCAAGAACAACCGCUUCGUGGGCUUCAACUCGACCCCGUACGAUCCACGACCACUUUGAGUCGGUCCCCUCCCACGCGCCACAACAGUCGCCGUUGCCAAGUUCUUACGCUUCCACCUUAAUUAUUUAUUAUAGCUCCGAGACCUAGUACAAGUAGGUAGCCCCUACAAUUGCUAGUAGAUUAACGAUUUCACAGAACGCCAAGUGGUCCGAAGGAUGUACGGGGGCGACCGCAGUGACCACGCGGGCGUUCUUCAAGAGUGACAGUUACGGAUCACGUUUAAGAAGUGGAGCAGAGAUUCGAAUUAAAACAACUAAUGAGUCGUCGGGUCGUUGUCGCCGCCGUUAUGGCGGGAUGACCUCCGGAGGUGCACGACACGACCCGAUCGUGAGGGGGGGGGGACGCGUUUUUCUAAUCUCUCUGUGGGAUCGCAAUUGGGACAGUUCUCUUAGAAAACACACACACAUGUCUUCAUUUUUGGCUUUUGUAUGAACAAUAAUUAACCACCGAAAUCAUAGAGAACUGCCAAAUGCGUGUGCAUUACUUAGUUGGCAAGGGGAUUUAGUCACAUGUUUACGAUUAGUGGGUUUGCUACUGAACACCGAAGUCAAGGCUACCAAGACCUCAUGGAGGACUGACAUCAUCAUAAGGUAUUCAUUGCCAGUCCAGAAUGCUCUCAAUACCUUGACUGUCUGAUUUCGAGACAGAUAUUCGAAUUUCAAAUCCAGGCUCAAUUUGCCUGCCAGGGUAGUAUCGAUGAUUCAUACUGCCGCAAGAUACUCUUGGAGUCAAUUCCGGUGAUCUAUUAAUUUCUUGGGCUCUUUGUGAGGUUUGUAGGAAACGCUGUAAUUACACAACUCAAUAUAGCAGUUAUUAUAAAAAAAAGCAAAUCCGGAGCGGCCCACCACCACGAGAGGUCAACUAGUCAACCAAUCCAUAAAAAAUAAUUGUAGGGCACUUGGUUCACGCAUGAUUUGGAAGUUCUUUGGACGCAUGGAAGGUUUUUGAUUUUUAUGUCUGCCGGAUGCAGCUGAUCAUAAUAUAAUUAUAUUUAUUACAGUUCACUUAAUUUGUUGUUUGGUCUGCUUCCACACUUUUGCUUAAUAAUAUUUUUAUUUGGUUUCACGAUUCAAUUCACUUUUUUCAACUCCUCAUACCCGCCAACUAAGAAUCGCAUUGUGGUUUGGUUGAGCGUUUUAGCAGAAUGCAUUACUUAAGAAUCGCAGUUAAUUUGCACAUUGCUUACUUUUAAGCUCGCACUGCAUGUCUGAUUUGAUAUGCUACCACGCUGACGCUUGAUUGUAACAGAUAACAUAUAUGCCUACGCUUUGCUUUGCUUAACAAAAUUUCGACUAAAUUGCAUGUACUCGAAAUUGAAUCUCCCUGUUAGGGGCAAAGAACUUCUCCAUUACCAUGCAUCGUUGUGUGGUUUUGGAGGCUAAUCUGUGCAUAUAUUUGUGAUUUCUUCGUAUAAAUAACUUCUCAUGUUUAUGUUUUAGCUGUAAAAUUACUUUCAUUAAUAUUACAUUUGUUAAAAAUAUAUUAUGGUUAGCUAUGUCUGGAUUGCAUCUUUUUCUCAUUUAAAUUCAUUUAAUUUCAAGUGUUUGAUUGAAUAAAGUGUUCAAUUUGCUCUCAUUUAUAUUUUUCUUUUUUCACCUCCAAUAGUUUUUCGUAUUUUCUUUAAAAGUAAUCUUUUACCAAGUUGUUAUCAAAUUCUUCAAAAAAUUAGUCAUUUAAUAUCAGGUGACGCUUUCCGACAAUAAAAUAUAUAAAAAUAACAAAUGAAAUUAGAAAAAAAAAUCACAAUCUGUACACUUUGUGUCUAAAGCCUUUUUGCUAACACCGCAAAACGCAACCCCCCAUUUCAUAGAUUAUAUUCGCCUUAAGUUAAUCCCGCUGCCGCUUUACCGAAAAAAAGAAUUGCCAUAUUUGUAAGUUUUAUUUCAGUCUCUAGCAGUUAAGUCAGGUUCCAGAGCCGGCAGAUAGUAGAUCAUAGAUCCAGUUCGAUAAUCCAGUUAACUUAAUUUAAUCAUUAAACGAAAAAACACCAGAAAACAAACUAAUUGCCAUAUUUGUAGAGUUGAACGUCACACAAACACACUCUAAUGAUAACCAACUUAAACACAGUUGAUCAGUUUCGUUUGCAAUGCGGGUAGUUCUUUGGAAAUAGAUGUUCAUUUGAUACAUUUUAGUUUCAUUUAAAAAAAUACCUUCAACUUUUUCACCAAGCAAAUGAAUUUCCGUUACUAAGAACUUUCCUGAACGAGAAUGAGCUCCCACCAGACAAAAUGGUUAAGCUUUCUGUUUUUAAUCCACGCAAGUACCCAUCUCAUUUUAAGCGCUAUUUAAAACCAUUACCAGCAGUCUUCCAGGUUUGGGAGACACGUUGUUCAUAGAUGUAAAUAAAUUUAUGUACACGUGUUGUAGCAGAAGAUGGAAAAAUACAAAUCAGCAAUAAAUCUCUGUUUUGAGCUAGAAAUUCCGAAAAAAAA